AUGCUUGACGUGCACGGCAUGCACUGCGGCGGAUGCGCGGCGAGCGUGCGGAAAAUCUUGGAGGGCGAUGACGCCGUGCGAAGCGCGUCGGUGAAUUUGGCCAAUGAGUCCGCCAUGUUGGCUGAGCUCGUCACUGCCGCAGGGUUCCCGACGUCUCUGCGCGACGCUGGUGGAGUCGCUGUUGCGGGAGUUACGGGUGCCGAGGCGACGAAACUAAAGAGAGACGAACGUUUGCGACGGAUUAAAGAAAGCACGCAGCGCGUGAUCGUGGCUUGGGCUCUCGCGAGCGCGUGCUUGUUGGGACACGUUUCACAUUUUUUCCACGCGAGCGCGCCGUGGCUCAGAGUCUUGCACAGUAAUCCCGUUCACAUCACGCUCUCGCUCUUUGCCAUGGCAGGACCAGGGCGUCAGAUUUUGAUUGAUGGCUGGCAAAGUUUGCGACGAGGAGGUCCGAAUAUGAACACGUUGGUAUCCCUCGGAGCCAUGGCAUCUUUUUCGAUGAGCACGGCGGCCAUGAUGCUCCCAGGCUUAGGUUGGCCCACGUUCUUCGAGGAGCCCGUCAUGUUACUAGCAUUCGUACUUCUUGGGAGAGCAGUCGAGGAACGUGCCAAGCUUCAAGCAACGAGUGAUAUGUCUGCGCUACUGAAUCUAGUGCCAGAGACCGCUCGCUUGGUGUCAUCGACUUCCACGGCAAACGGAGAUGAGCCAUACUAUCGUACAGUUCCGACGUCUGUCAUCGAAGUAAAGGAUAAAAUCAUCGUUUUACCUGGAGAUAGAAUUCCCAUCGAUGGCACGGUAGUGAGUGGAUGCAGUACGGUGGAUGAAGCCGCCAUCACUGGCGAGCCAAUCCCUCGGCCGAAAAAAGCCGGCGACACGGUAGCGGCGGGAACAGUGAACUGUGAUGGCGUUUUGACGAUUGAAGUCGUGUCUUCAGGAGAAGAAACGCAAGUAGCUGGUAUCGUUCGCAUGGUGGAGUCAGCGCAACAACGCGAAGCGCCAGUGCAGCGACUUGCAGAUCAAGUCUCUGGCAAGUUUGUGUACGGUGUGAUGGCAGCGAGCGCGGCGACGUUCACGUUUUGGAGCACCGUCGGCACGAAAGUCUUCCCCGGUGUUCUUGCGACAGCUGCUUCGGCAACUAAUGCACCAAUUUUGAUUGCACUUCAAAUGACGGCGUCAGUCUUAGUCGUUGCGUGCCCGUGUGCUCUUGGUUUGGCGACGCCGACGGCGGUACUCGUCGGCACGGCGCUCGGCGCCCGCCAUGGCCUUCUCAUUCGCGGUGGAGACAUCUUAGAAAAAGCCAACAAUUUAGACACCGUUAUUUUCGACAAAACUGGAACGUUGACUAUUGGUAAACCAGUAUUGACGGAAACGCGCACAAGCGGGGGCUUUAGCGACGCUGAAAUCAUCGCUCUUGCGGGAGCGGUCGAGCGAAACUGUCGCCACCCGUUGGCGUUAGCCAUCACCGAAGCGGCUGAUAAGCAAGGAAUUCCCCGGCAUUCAGUUGAUGAAGGAACGUUCAAGCAGGAGCCCGGCGCUGGAGCGAGUGCUGUGGUGAAUAAGAAGCUGGUUUCCGUCGGCACAACCUUCUACAUUCAAGGCAACAAUACCGUGCCGAUGGAGCUGAUCAAUGCCGUGGACAACCCAGGUCGCACGCCGGUGUACGUCGGAAUCGAUGGCAAAAUCGUGGGUGUUUUAGAGAUGCAAGACGAAAUUCGUAAGGACGCGGCCGAAACCAUCAAGCGACUUCAUGCGAAGAAUAUACAAACUAUCAUGAUUUCGGGCGACAGGCUUGAAACGGCCCAAGCAGUAGGCAAACUCGUGGGCAUCGAUGAAAAGUACGUAUACGGGGAUGUACGACCCGAGGGAAAAGCUGAACUCGUACAAGACUUUCAGUCGAAGGGCAAAUGCGUCGCAAUGGUCGGUGAUGGUAUCAACGACGCCGCAGCUUUGGCACAGGCAGACAUCGGCAUCGCCAUGGCGGGCGGCGUCGGCGCCGCAAGCGAAGUCGCUUCCAUCGUCUUGCUCGGCGAUAGAUUACCGCAAGUCGGCGAUGCGAUCGACUUGAGCAGAGCAACGUUUAACAAAAUUAAGCAGAAUCUGUGUUGGGCUUUUGGGUACAACCUGAUCGGUAUUCCGAUAGCCGCUGGCGCUUUAUUGCCAGCAUAUGGAUUGUCGCUCACGCCAUCCGUGGCGGGCGCCAUCAUGGGAUUUUCAUCCCUUGGUGUCAUGGGGAACUCUUUACUUUUGAAACUAAAAGGUCGAGAGCUUUCGAAGGCCGAGGAAGAUGAUUAA
Molecule: messenger RNA, 2292 nt
Organism: Ostreococcus lucimarinus CCE9901
Lineage: Eukaryota; Viridiplantae; Chlorophyta; Mamiellophyceae; Mamiellales; Bathycoccaceae
Gene: HMA3
Product: P-ATPase family transporter: copper ion; heavy metal transporting P-type ATPase-like protein
Exons: 2
Coding region: 1-2292 (763 amino acids)
Biological process (GO): copper ion homeostasis; monoatomic cation transport
Cellular component (GO): membrane
Molecular function (GO): P-type divalent copper transporter activity; copper ion binding; ATP hydrolysis activity
Source: RefSeq, a predicted model, not a curated record